AUGAACAUUCAUCCUCGUGAAGAUGGAGAUAGAUUUUGGAGAAUGCCUGAAUGUUACAUCCGUGGAAACACAAUCAAGUAUCUUCAUGUACCGGAUGAGGUAAUCGAUAAAGUUCAGGGGUAGACCAAGAGCCGGUCAGAUAGAAAGCCACCUGGAGUGGGCUGUGCAAGGGGAAGAGGUGGAAGGCAGCCAAAAGGCAUUGGGCGUGUGGUAGAUGAUGGAGUUGCCAAGGGCACAGGUGGUGGCCGGGGCAAAGGAGUAUCUGCGGGCAAGACUGUUGCCAAUAGAGGUCAUUGCUCGGCAUGCUUACUUGUCAUUUCUAUUGUGGAUGAGGAAUGGAACACAACAGAGUUGCAUUCCUUGGCAUGUGAGGUGCAGGACGUGGUCGUGGUUAAUCAAAAUCUAUAGCAGUUUUGAGGUAAUUGUUGUUUGAUGUACACAAGGUGCAUAAUAAUAUCAAGAACCAAAGCUGGAGGGACUAUUUUAUAUUUGCUGCGCGCCUGUACCAUAGUCAAUAGACGAGGAUUGUGAAGGAAAUGGUUUGCUCCAAAGAUCAUAAUUUCAACCUAAACAUUUAUAUGUCAAGUUUCAAGUAUAUGGUGAAGUCUUGAAUCCUUAUUAUUAUUUAAGAGAUUCAUUGCAUAUUUGAAGAUGUAACCCAACAAAUGACAAAUAGAUAAAGCGUUACAGUUUUUGUAAUUAUUUAAUUAGAAAAGUUAAAAUAUUGAGUUCACGCAGCUUAAAAUUCUUGUAUAAAUAAAUAAUACUUGCAAAAUUGGAUUUC
Messenger RNA from Ricinus communis (castor bean), 784 nucleotides. Its product is annotated as probable U6 snRNA-associated Sm-like protein LSm4. NCBI's taxonomy places the organism in Eukaryota, Viridiplantae, Streptophyta, Magnoliopsida, Malpighiales, Euphorbiaceae. Gene Ontology annotation, biological process: P-body assembly; spliceosomal snRNP assembly; RNA processing. The record is from RefSeq and is a predicted model, not a curated record. Gene Ontology annotation, molecular function: U6 snRNA binding. Gene Ontology annotation, cellular component: P-body; spliceosomal tri-snRNP complex; U6 snRNP.